AUGUCAGAGGCGAAACGGGUACCUCUGCAGACCCUGGAGUUCCCGGAGUCCCUGGGCCACGCUACGAAGAAGGAGAAAAAGGGGAAUAUGGGCAAGCAGCUCGCUCCCUCCUUCCGCUUCACGCUCACCCUGCCGGAGUCGAACGAGAAGACAUGCCCCGAAUUCAACUACGCGCAGCUCCUGAAAUCGGCCGAGAAGAAGCGAAGGAAAGAUCAGAAGAGAGGAGAUGAGAACGCGACGAAUGGAUUGGAUCCGUUCGACGAUGACGAUGACGAGGACAAGCUUCGGGACAUGGCGAAGCGAUUUGAAGCGAAAUAUGGAACGUCUACCAUGGGAAAGAAGAGGCACAAGUACGACGAUUAUGUGGACUUGGGCGCGGGAUACGAUGAGAACGAUUCUUUUAUCGACAACACCGACGCUUACGACGAAAUUGUACCCGAAGAGAUGACCACGGCGCACGGCGGCUUCUACAUUAAUUGCGGUGCCCUUGAGUUUCGUGCGGCCGAUAGGCACUCAUUAGUUCACAUUAAUAAUAAUAAUAAUAAUAGUGACGAAGACGAGAGCAGCGAGAGCAGUGAGGAAGACACCGAGGACGUGGAUAGCCCCAAACGCGUAGAGAAGCGAAUUAUUAGUUCAUCGGAUGACGAUGAGACGGAGGAUAUUACCGGCAGUAACCCACGAAAAAGGAAAAUUGAGGACAACGGCGAGAAGAAAAGUAAUCACGAGAAUGGCAAAAAGAGGAAAAAGGCGCAAAAUCACCAGACGCCGCAGGAUCAGCAACAACAGAAUUCUCAACAGGAACUGGACCUUCUCAACAGACGGAAGGAUAAGAGUGAGAUGACCGACGUUGAAGGUGGUACAGCUUCUGAGGAUCAAGAGGAGAAAAAGAAGUCUGAUAAAUCGGAACUACAAAAAAAUAAGAUAAGUGAUAAGAAGUUCGAUAUUAAGAAAUUCGAGAAGAAAUCGUCCAAUAGUAACGGAUUCGACGCGAAAAAGAUGGAUCUAAAGAGGUUCGGCGGUAAAGACAGCAACAUCGACGACGCGAUCGAGAGUGUUGUGAACGCGGCCAGAGUCGAAGAUGACACUUCGAGUCGAGACACAUUCGACUCGGGAAAAUCACGCGUUUGCCUCUACGUCGAAUCCGACGGAGAGGAAAUAUAUAAUAAGGAAGCGCUAUUACCCGAGAAUCUUCCUGAAGAUAUCAAAGAGAUAGUGAUUAAGUUGAAGGCUCACGCGGAGAAUAGUAAAGAUGGCAAGAGCAAAUUCUUCAAUAAUACGAUUAACGAAGUACUUUUUAAUUUAGAGAAGAAAUUGCGGUCGAUGAAUACGCCUAGCGUAAGGUUACAAACCUAUGAUCAUCUAGUACGGUUUUUGCCUUGUAAAAAAAUUACCCUUCUCAGUAGAGCUAAAAAGUUGUAUCUGGAAGAUGCAGAACAUAGAGUGAAUGAACCAAUGCAAAAAUUAAAGACGCUCAUUGAUAACGUUAUGCCGUCAGUUAUGGACAAAUACAUGAAAGAAUGCCAAAAAGUUGCCGACGAAAAUCCUCAAUUAUACUGGGAGAUAUAUCGGUACUGUUGGGGAUUCGAGGGAUCUCCUGCGGAUGCGGAAAGCAGCGGGGAAGACGAUGCCUCUAAAAAUACAGAUAAGCCGAAAAUACCACGGAAGCGAUUUCCAUGGACUGACGAAGCAAAGAAACUUGUCCUUGAAAUUGCGAACGCUAGGAGACAUUACUUCAAAAUUCUUAGACCAAGAAAAGAGAGUAUGGAAUCGUUUGUCGCCACUUUCAUGGAUACUAAUGUUUUACCAUUGUGGCCACCCGGCUGCGUACGGUUACAAACAUUGAUAAAAUACGGUAGUCCUGUUGGACCUGUCAUCAAGAAGAAAUUGAAAAAACCGAAGGAAAUUGCCAAUCCAAAUAACGUUGCUGUCGGGAAUACUCAAAUUUGCAACUCCGUUGCGAGAAACGAUACCAUAAGCGUGAAUAACGUUUCAUCUCAAGAAAGGGAGAGGAUACCUAUGAACAUGUCUAGAACUCAGAGCGGCGUCGAACUACCAAUUUCGACUACCAAUUUCACGAAUCAAGCGUCGGUGAGGUCUAACGACGUGGGUGUCGAUAAGAAGCAACAAAGCAAUAAACACAAGGAGAAACACAUGGAGAAUAACACGGUACAACAGCAAGAAAGUGUCACGGCCAAUGCCGUCAAUGUCAAUAAUUCUACAGUUGGCAAAAUUUCCGUUGUACCUACGGCUCAAUUGAUGGCUCAAAAGCCGGCUAAGAGUCACGUCGAGAAAUUUAAUCUCAUGGAUUUAACCAACAGCUCUCUGUCCAUCACGCCUGUCAACGAUUACCACAAAUUGUCGGGAAAGACUACGGAGACGAAGAAGGAUGUAGUUUCCAUCACGGCAUGUACAGAAUCGGCGAGUCACUCGAAAACGAACGAGAUUGCUCAGAGUGGACAUCAUUCCGUGUUCAGGCAAGAUGCUUCUCAUUCGUCGUCAGUGCAGAAUCUGAAACACAGACUGCUGCUCGAGAACCCUGACGCAAAGUGCGACAAGAGAUUAGAUGACAAGGAUGCCGAUAUGGGUAAUAAAAUCGAGAAGAAAGACAAGAAGAGAGAUCGGUGCGUAGAAGUGAAGCAUAAACCGUCACACGAUACGAAAAAGAGAAAAAAGGAUCAGAAGCUGCUCGAGCAGCAAAUAGGGCCUAUUACCCAAGACAUAGUGCCUAUAUCGCAGCAAGCGACCCUCUCGAAAGAAGAACAGGAGCAGAGGCAGAACGAAGAAACGAUCGCCGCGACUAACUUCCUCAGUCAGAUCAUCAACGAUGACACAUCGCCGCGAGGAUUGACGGACAAACGGAAAGACAAUUUCAUCGCGGACGAUAAUCUGAGUAGUAUAGUACAGCCGACGGAGCAGGAGAAGGACGUGCAAAUGGUGAUGCGAUCAUUGAAGGAGUUGCAAGAGUUGCAAGAAAUGAAAUUUUCUCCCAGUCAUUCUCCAGUCGGCAGUGCCGUUCAAAAGCCCGGUAAAUCGAAUACGCAUUACGUCUCUUACCAGGAGGAAUAUCAACGACUGUACCUCAAGAAAGAGGAUAAGAUAAGGUCUAAGGAGGACUCGCAGUGGUAGAUACAACACCGUGUAUUAUCGUUCGAAGCUUCGUUUUCUUGCGGACAGUAGUAAUUAAAAAAAUUGAUUAUUAGUUUCGCGAGACAACAGGCGGGGCUCUCGGUAUUUAUAAUUAUGUUUCUUUUCGGCACGAAUGAUCGAGAGAGGGCCGGCCGAAACUUCUUCCACUUAGGCAUCAUUAUCGGUGAAUAGAAUUCUCGCAGCUAUGGAGUAUGGAGUGGCGGCGAUCGUUGGUGUGCACGUGUAUGUGAACGUGUAUGGAUGUGUGCGUUUGUCGCGUAAGGAUUUUUAAGUAUUUUCAAACAGACAACCGCCAAAUUAUAUGUACAUACAUAAAUUCGCUAGUAGUAAUCUCGGUUGUAUGUGUACAGAGUAAGUAUAAAUUAUGAAGUUGUAGUAAGAGACUCCGUGAGAGAGUAGUUAUCUCUGUAAAUAAGUUUAAAAGUGUCCCAUAAUCGUCUCCGUGAGUGUUGGGUGGUCAACGAGAAUUUUAUUUACAUUAAUUCAAUAAAAUAUGAAGUUUGCCCUUUUAUUAUGAUCUUAACAAUUGUGAAUUGAUAUUUAAUAUUCUUGAUCCGUGUGCGUGGCAUUUUAUUUUAAACGUCAACGUAAGAGCAUAAAGUGCUUUCUUUCUGUUUUUUUUUACAAAUACUGCCACAAGCAUGGGAGGGACGGGUUGUUGGUGACGGUGGUUUAUUUACUUUUUAUCUUGUACUAUUUGACCACCCUGUGUCACAGAACGAAAAAAAAGAGAUAUUUUAUGUAUUGUUCCUUUUUUGUGUACUUCGCCUGUCAUUAUCGUACAUUAUCGUACAUUAUCCUAUAUGUGCGCAAGGGAAAAGAAAAUCAUUCAGUUCAGAACAAAUAUUUGUAAAAUUUCACGAUUAUUGCCUUCUAAUUAAUUUUAUUAUCGGAUUCGUGUUAUUAUAUAGAAUUGACACAAAAUUCUAAUGUUUCAUCUGUUAUCGUUAGAAGUCGCAGUAAAAUAUUUCCACUUUAUAUCAUCUUCGUACGGAUUAUUUUUUCAAUAUAUCAUAAAAUCCAAGCAUCAACAUAUUAAGCUCUGCGUUCCCUUUAUCCUUAAAGACAGGAGAUUCACUAGAUUAGCUCAAGAUGUGUGCGAGUAUCCAGAUUGCUUUCUCGAUUUAUGUGGCUUCAUACGCGGCUUGUGACCGAGUGAUAGAUGUAAUAAAUAAUGUGAAAGAGAGAGAGAGAGAGAGGGAGAGAGAGAGAGUGUAUGAAAGAGACAGAGUGGAUGCAUGAGAGAGCCGUUUGGAGAGAGAGAGAGACAGACAACUAGAAUAUUUUUGGAACACAUAAAGAAGACGAUUAGUACUGUA
Molecule: messenger RNA, 4466 nt
Organism: Odontomachus brunneus
Lineage: Eukaryota; Metazoa; Arthropoda; Insecta; Hymenoptera; Formicidae
Gene: yem
Product: ubinuclein-1
Exons: 12
Coding region: 1-3126 (1041 amino acids)
Cellular component (GO): nucleus
Source: RefSeq, a predicted model, not a curated record